AUGCCGUUACAAGUGGGCGGAGGGAGGGUUGUGCGAGGGAGCGGGAGGACGCGGGCGAUGGGGAGGAGCGGUGGCGCGGGGGUGGUUGGGCGACUGGCGGUGAUGGGCGUGGUGGCGGUGAUGGCGAUGGUGGGGAGCGACGAGGGCCUCACGAAGGGCGGUUGGGCGCAGCGCUGCUUCUGGCGCAGCAGCGGCUGCAGCCGUGGCUUCCUCCCCAUCAUGAUGGCGCAUGCUGCUACUCUUCACCCCAGCCAGUGGCCGGGGCUGCGAGACAUGAAGGCGCAGUGGGGCAGUCAGAUACCGAGCAUCACCAACACCUGGGUGCAGAACGGUGACUGCUCAAAUUUUGAUGGUGUCAACUGCAAUGGUGCUGGAUUCGUGACAACCAUAGGUUUAACGUACAACCAUCUAACAGGCUCCCUUCCUGACACUAUUGGAGUCUUCAGCCGCCUUGAAUACUUCUACAUAGACCAAAACUCUCUAUCAGGCUCACUCCCAUCUUCCAUCUCCAACCUCGUUGUUCUGAAGGAAUUCGAUGCCAGGCUUAACCAGCUCAGUGGAUCCCUGCCUGAGGGCAUCGGUGCUCUCACUGCCCUGCAACAACUGUAUUUGCUCAACAACCAAUUGGAAGGGUCGAUCCCAUCGUCCUUCAGCCAGCUAACCUCGCUAACCAUGUGUGAGCUCUCAAACAAUCACAUCUCAGGAAGCCUACCAGCGGGGCUGGGUAGUGCCUCCAAACUACUCGCUCUGCGUGCCUCCAACAACCUCAUAUCGGGCUCCCUGCCUGCCUCUGUAACAGCCAUGACUAACCUCCGUUUCAUAGACAUGCGGAACAAUAGCCUGAGUGGGCCCAUCCCAUCCGACAUAGGCUCCAUUCACACACUAGAAGAGAUUAACCUCAGAGAUAACCAGCUGUCGGGAACAAUCCCUUCAACCAUCGGAAACCUCUUCCAGCUGUACUCGUUAGAUAUCAGUAACAAUGAGAUUUCUGGCUCUAUACCGGACGACAUAACAGGCCUAAUCUACCUCACACUGCUGGACAUGAGUUCAAACAGUCUAACUGGCAGCAUACCGCAAGGGGUUUCUAAUCUUGAAAAACUCCAAGUUCUCAACCUGAGGGACAAUCAGCUGACAGGGAAGGUGGUGGAGCCGGUGCCACCAGCAGUGAGGGUGUACAAGCUGGACCACAACUACCUCACUCAGGGAUUCUCCUCUCCCCCGCCUUGCAAGCAAGGCUACAUCACCUUCAGCAGCAACUGCGCGGCCACGCCAGCACAGGGCCUAGCAUGUGUGGACGAGACUCAGAGGGCUGAGGAGGUGUGCUCUGCCUUUUGUGGUCUCUCUCCCACCGAUCCGGCUUGCAACGGCCAUGGCGUGUGCUUCUUGGACGGCCCCAGCAACACGCCCACAUGCCUUUGUAACGAUAACUUCGUGAUUGGGGAGUUCCCUGGCAGCUGCGUGCCUGUGGCAGGUGGCACGACGGAGCAGCAGCAGACGCCCACAGCAGCCACGCUCACAGCCACUGGCGACGCCUCAGUGGAUGCUGCAACAGCCACGCUAACUCUCACGCCCGCCCAGCCGUCCAAGGCUGGCAGUGUGUUCCUGGCAGCGCGCGUGCCGCUCUUCUCCUACCAGCUCAUCAGGGACUCCUGCGGCCGCCAGCUCGCCUUCUCCUCCUCCUUCUCCUUCACUCUCACCCGCCCUGCUGCCUCUGGCUCCGAAGGCUUUGCCUUUGUGGUGGCCUUUGAUGCCACCCCGCCCACAACACCGGUGGCGGGCGGCAUGGGGUAUGCGGGGAUGGGAGCGCGCAGCGUGGCAGUGGAGUUUGACACGUCGAUGGAUGCGGGCAACAGCGACCCUGACAGCAACCACGUGGGCAUCAACACCGGCGGCAGUGUCACGUCGGUGGUCACAGCCAAUAUGAGCACCCCUCUAAAUGACGGCACGCCCAAGCACGUGUGGAUCGAAUACAGCCCUUUAUCCGAUGGCUCCCUGCGCGUCUUCCUCUCCUCCCAGGCGUCCCCUCGCCCCACCACCCCCCUCCUGUCAGCACGCAUCUCCCUGUGUGAGGAGCUCGCCCCCUCCCCAUCGGAGUACACCUUUGCCAUCGGCUUCACUGCUGCCUCCGCCACCCAGCCUCAAAGCCAUGUCGUCUCCGCCUGGACCCUCUCCACCUAUUUUUCUGCCCAGCCAACACCAGGCGACUGCUGGGCGUACGCAGUGGUGGGCAGCAUCGAGGCGGCGUACGGCAUUAUGGCCAACCUUGCAGCGGCGCCGGUGCUGUCAGUGGAGCAGCUGAAGGCCGCCAUGAAGGUCGGCUGCUCUGGCAGCACGCCCUCUCAGGCCUUCCAGCUGCUGCUCAAGCUCGCACGCAAGGGAGGUGGGCUCGUGUUGGAGGGCCAGUGGCGAGCCGAGAAAGGCAAGGCGCCCGUGAAAGCAGGCAGCAGCAGUCCGCUCUGUGCACCGCUCAUGAAGCCACUGGCGAAGCUGUUUGGUGUGGCGUGCGGGAAGGGUAGUGACACCACACAUCUCCCCAAAGCGUUCCCCAUCAGCGGCUUUGAGUCGACGUCCUUCUACGGCUGGUUUGGGCUGCUGCUGGCCGUGCAGCGGCAGCCAGUGGUGGUGCACAUUGAGGCUUCCACCAACACGUUCAAGAGCUAUGAUGGGCUGUCCAAGUACCAGGACCCAGCGUGCUUCACGUACAACCUGAACCACGUGGUGCUGCUGGUGGGGUACCGCCUGGUGGGCAAGGACUCGCGCUUCCCCCACAUGGCGCCGCCCUUCUGGAUCAUCCGCAACUCAUGGGGGCCUGACUGGGGCGAUGGGGGCCACAUGCGCAUGGACAUCCAGGGGGGGGAUGGCGUGUGCGGCAUCAACUCGCUGCCAGGCCUCUACCCCGUGGUCAGAGUGUCUUCUGAUCCCUGCUACAAAGCUGCACGCAGAGAUACCUUUGGGUCCCUCUUCAAUCCCUGUGGCAAGUUCAACUGCACUGUGAAGGGCAAGACAAACGAGUGUGACUGCAACGACCCACGCUUCAUCCAAGCAACCAACGCCGAUGGCUCUCGCACAUGCGCCUACAAGGAUGCAUGCAAGGCAGCCAAGCGCAACCCAUGUGCGGUGGGAACGUGUGUGAAUGACGGGGCAGGAUCGUACUCGUGUGUGUGUCCACCGGGCUUCAGGCAGGGCACCACCGUCGAUGGCACCUUCUCCUGUGCUCCAGGUGACACUCGCUCACAGUACACGGUCAUGGCGCCCAACCUUUUCUGCUCAGACGUCUAUCCGCCCUUUGGCCUCUCGCUUCAGACAUUCAGUCAGCUCAAUCCGGCGGUGGAUUGCAACUUGCCUCUGCGUGUAGGCACGGUGCUCUCUGUUGUUCCAAAUUCCCAACUUGUCCCCUGCUCCGUCUUCUACACCACUGCAGAGGGCGACACAUGCCAGUCUAUCGGAGAAUACUUCAGCCUCAACAACUGCCCCCGCGGUGACCCUGCCUGCGCGUCAGCCUUUCAGGCCCUCAACCCCGGGCUCUCCUGCUCCCUCAACAGCGGCCAGCUGCAGCCCAACCAGGCGGUGUGUGUGGAGCGACGAGCCGCAUCAGCAGCAGAGCAGGUCAUCCCGGUGUGCUCGCAGUACUACCUGGUGCAGAGCGGUGAGACGUGCGACUCCAUCCGCAACGUGCCCACCCCGGCACUCUCCCCGCUUGACUUCUUCCGUUUCAACCCCGGCAUCAAGUGCAACCGCCUCGUACCAGACACCACCCUGGACUUGCACACGGGGUUUGAGGCGUGCAUACAAGUCUCUGGUCAGUACACCGUUGGAGUUUGUCCAAGGAGCACAGCGUACGUGGCAGGUGCGGACGACCGCUGCAGCUCCAUCCAGAUCAGGUUCUUCAAGGGCAAUCGAGGAUGUUACAAGCGCAUCAACGGAUAUGAAUGCCUCGAUAAAAUAUCCUCAGGGAGUAGAAUCUGCCUGCCAGACCAGACCAGAAUUCGCCAAGGACUUUGCACAGUUUAA
Molecule: messenger RNA, 4011 nt
Organism: Closterium sp. Yama58-4
Lineage: Eukaryota; Viridiplantae; Streptophyta; Zygnematophyceae; Desmidiales; Closteriaceae
Source: the annotation of a GenBank genome assembly